UGAUGUGCAGCCACCAAGGAGGAGGAGGAGGAAAAGGAGGAGCAGGAGGUGGAUGGAGGAGGUGGGGAGCGCAGUGCGUGGGAAAAAUAAGGGGGGCGGCAUCCCAGGUCGGUCUCUACACCUUUUUUAUCCUGUACACGGCUGGGGGCGCGCUGGUGUUUCGCGCUCUUGAGCACCCGCACGAGGUAGAGGAACAGGCCAUGGCAGCGCGGGGCCUUAUCGAGGGGCGCAACAGACUGCUGGAGGUGCUGGCCAACACCUCCACGCCCUCUUUGGUGAUGCGCAAGGCAAGGGCGUCGGAGGAGCUGGAGCGGUACGAGGAGAGGCUGGUGGAAGCUGUGGGCGUGGGCGUGUCCGUCACCGCGCCCUCCACGCCCAACUACAGCUGGCAGUUUGCUGAGAGUGUGUUCUUUGCUUCCACCAUUGUGACGACCAUCGGAUACGGUAACCAAGCUCCUGUCACGUUCUGGGGCCGUUUGUUCUGUAUCCUCUUCGGUUUCGUUGGGAUUCCCGUCACUCUUUCCGUUAUAUCAGAGCUUGGGACGUUCUUCGCUAAUCUGGUGUCUCGUGUGUACCUGCGUCUACGUAACUUGGUGAACUGCGGCCGUGCUGAUAAGUGGCUGGCGGCGUGUAAGGGGCUGGGGGAGAAGGGCAGCAAGGGCAUGGCCGUGGUGGGGGCGGUAGGGGCCCUGCUAAUUUAUAUGGGUGUGGGGGGCGCUUUUUUUACCCUGUGGGAGGAGAACUGGUCUUUCUUCGAGGGAUUCUACUUCUGUUUUAUCACCAUGACCACUGUGGGUUUAGGGGACCUCGUGCCUGCUCGCACAGACGUCAUGUUCCUCUGCACUGUUUACAUCCUGGUGGGUCUGGCCAUCACCUCCACCAUCAUUGAACUGUUGAGGCGCCAGUACGCUGAGAGUUGGAGGCAGAUGAAGGAGUUAAGUGGUCGCCUCGGGGAGUUGUCAGGACCUCUCUCAGAUGUCCUUCGGAAGCUGGGGGAUCACGCUGGGGACCUCUCCGUGGAUGUGCGUCUGCCGAAGGACCUCCUGGUCACCACAAGUCACCACGAGUCACCACCGCGUCACUCAGUCACCACCGCGUCACUCAGUCACCACCACGUCAUCACAAGUCAUCACCAAGUCGAGAUGAAAUGACAACAGUUUUUAGAAUAUGAAAUAAUUGGUUCAAACUUCAUAAAGGUCACCACAAGUCGCCACGAGUCACCAUCGCGUCACUCAGUCACCACCGCGUCACUCAGUCACCACUGCGUCACUCAGUCACCACCGCGUCAUCACAAGUCAGCACCAAGUCGAGAUGAAAUGACAACAGUUUUUAGAAUAAGAAAUAAUUGGUUCAAACUUGAUAAAGGUAAGAGAGAGAGAGAGAGAGAGAGAGAGAGAGAGAGAGAGAGAGAGAGAGAGAGAGAGAGAGAGAGAGAGAGAGAGAGAGAGAGAGAGAGAGAGAGAUGGGAAGGAAUUGGUGCUCAAACAGAGCGGUGGAUGACUGGAAUAGGCUGGAAAGGACUGGAAUGGACUCAGUAAUGAGGCUGUUAGUGCUGAGUCUGUAGGGAGGUUUGAAAGAUUGGACAGGUGUAUGGAUGGGGAUGACAGGUGGAAACAGAAAGUCAUGCUUCAUGCUUUAUACACUGCCUCGUGUAUGCCCGAUGGCUUAUUGCACCCACCAUUGUGAUCUUGUGCACCAACCUU
Messenger RNA from Scylla paramamosain (green mud crab), 1703 nucleotides. RefSeq names its product TWiK family of potassium channels protein 7-like. Lineage: Eukaryota; Metazoa; Arthropoda; Malacostraca; Decapoda; Portunidae. The transcript has 9 exons. The record is from RefSeq and is a predicted model, not a curated record. Gene Ontology annotation, biological process: stabilization of membrane potential; potassium ion transmembrane transport. Gene Ontology annotation, molecular function: potassium ion leak channel activity; outward rectifier potassium channel activity. Gene Ontology annotation, cellular component: plasma membrane. The coding region runs from base 3 to 1151 and encodes 382 amino acids.